Molecule: messenger RNA, 2892 nt
Organism: Crotalus tigris (Tiger rattlesnake)
Lineage: Eukaryota; Metazoa; Chordata; Lepidosauria; Squamata; Viperidae
Exons: 7
Coding region: 582-2189 (535 amino acids)
Source: RefSeq, a predicted model, not a curated record
GAAGUAAUAAUAGACUGAUUUCCUGACAAAUGCAUAAAGGACCCGAGCGCUGAGAUGGACACUUGGCUGCCUAGAAACCUUUCCGGCGAAUAUUUGUGUUUGUCGAGCCGUCUGUGUGCCCUACAGGGGGGCAGCGUGGUGAUGAAAAAAGCAGUCUGCGCAUGAUUGGAAGCCGUGUUAGUGUUUGAUCUGGGUAGGGUUCCACUUUGGCUCUCCCGAGCAGGAGUUCAGUCUUCUGCUAAGCCGCGGCUUGCUUCGCUUUCUUCUCCCCGUCGACCCGCCACGCCUGCCUUCUCUAGAGGGACUGGGCUGCCCUGGAUCUUCUAAGACGCCCCGUGAGGAGCAAAACUGCGCAGGGCCCCAGCUCCAGCUAGCAAAAAACCGCCCGUGCGGUCGAAGAGACGGCCCGAGGAGACGGUGGCGGAUAGCUCCUCGCGGGCAGCCUAAGAACCAUCAACUCAAGAGAGCCUCGCCACAGGCGCGCCCGUCCGCCCCUUCUCCUUCUCCGGGGCAGGGCGGGGACUCGGAGUCCUGCUGGCCAGGCACAGUCUGCCCGGCUGCGCGAGGGCUCCAGUUCCCCCAUGGCACCGCUACUGUUGACCUUGGCUGCCGCCGCCCUGGCCUGGCCCUACCGCGCCGCCCCGUCGGAGAGCCGCUUCUCCGAGGCGCGAGUGGCGCGCUGGGCGGCGGCGGCGCUCAGACACGUGGCGGCGACUCAGUGCCCUGAACGCGGCGGGCUCUUGCCGCGGCCUCAGUGUCAGCGCUUGGUGCGGCUCUCGCAAGGGCCGGGCCCUGCCGUGUACAUCUCCCAGCCUGCCCGGCCGGGCCAGAAAGUGCGGGCGCUCCUGCCCGACGGCUGGGGAGACAAGCCUAGCGCGCCGCUGGUCUCCAGCCGGAACCAGAGCGGCAGCCCACAGCGAGGAGCCCUCGCACCUGCCGGGCAAGACGCCGUCCUGGUUCUGGACCCCAGCCCGGGCACCAACUUCGGCCACCCGCUCUUGCUCUUCUACGUCGACUUCAACGUCAGUCCGCGUCGGUGCCGCAGCCGCAACCACCUCUACCUGGGGAGCUAUGAAUGCCUGACUCCUGUACAGAGAAAUCACUGUGAGAACCAGCUGAAGCGCAGACCAGGACGUGGCAAGGGGCGGAGCCAGCGCUCAACAGGACACAUUCGCCACGAGGAGCCACCAAUAGGGUUCUGUGAGAUACAUUUUCUGCCCCUGAUAGUGGUCGCGCAGGAUCUGAAGCACCUGCAAAAAUUGCACUGCAUAGAUCUCCAUGGGUACAGUCCAUGCCCACAGCCGCUGCCUCUUGUCAGUUCCAGUUCCACAGCUGCCUACUGCGAGCUCAACAAGAAUACACGGCGGUGUCAUCGCCAGCAGGCUCCGAUGUACAAAUUGUGCCGCAUGUAUCAGACAUGUGAUCAUGCAGUACUGAUUGCAGGUGGCUGGCAGGAGCAGGUCACCUAUCCCCACCAUGCCCAGAACCUGUUGCUUUUCUACCAGAUGCUUCGACGAAAUGGUUUCCGCCAAGAGCAUAUCAAGGCUUUCUUUGCCAAUGAGGGACAGGCUUCAGUGGAGAUGGGAAAUGUGCAACCAGCCACAGAGAAGUUGGUAAUCCGGUCCCACUUGGCACUUAUCUGCCGUAGCUUGCACUGUGCUGACACUCUGGUACUCUACCUCAACAGUCCAGCUUCCAGUGAUGGCACCAUGUUCUUGUGGGAUGCUAACCAUAAUGGCAUUGCUGAUCCUAAGGAGCGGUACGCCAUCUCAGAGCUCUUAACUGACUUGGAAAGCUGCAAUGCCCACCGGGUCCUGCUCUUUCUUGACCAGAGCUAUCCAGGGCCAUUGGUAAAGAAGCUUCAGGCAUCGCAGCGCCAUCCCAAUGUAGUGUUGGUACAUAGCACCACUGCCCUCCGAAGUGGCUCAGCUCUUGCUGAAUUCUGGGCAGGACUGCAACCUGACCAGUGUCUACUUCAGCAUACUUUGCCGGUGGGUUCGUGGUCUGCAGUCUUCGCCUCUGGUACUCCAGUCCAAUUGCUCAACGUCACAUUAGCAGGAGCCCCUUGCCAUUCUGUGCCACCCUUAGGAGAGGAAGAACGCCAGCGUCGCUACCAGGGCUGCCAAAAUCUUCCCACCAUGUUGUGGUAUCAGAGUAGGCACCAACAGGAACUACAGCAGGAUGACUGAUUAUGGUCUGCACUGUCUUGGGGGUGUCUACAAGGCCCGGAGCCUUGUUCUGUAACCAGAGGCUCUUUCCUCCAAGGAGGUUUUUUUUUUUUUUGGCUUUGAGGGACCCAGAUGCAAUGAACACCAACAGUCAUCCAAUGGGUGGAUAUGAUACUGCUGCUGGAUGUUGCCAUAGUAGGGAGAAACUCUCCAAGUAAUUUGUCUACAGCGGACUCUACAAAGUAAUUCAAGUUUCCAAGGCAAAAAAGAGAAGCAUAUGUGCCAGUGUUGGUUCUUGUAUAUUGUUAAAACAUAAAGAGAGAUGAGAAAAUGUUAGAACACAGGUGGGGAGAUGAGACUGGAAGAUUCCAGCUAUAAGUCAGAAUAUAUUUGUGGGGCGGAGGGGUAGGAAACAGACCUCUAGGGUAACAAGUAAUGCUAGGGAGAGUAGGCCAUGCACAGUGGAGAAGAUACAAGUGCAAAGGAGUAAAACAUCUACCCCAAUGGAGAAAGUACAAGUGUAAAGGAGUAAAGCAUCUACCCUAAUGUACAAAAUGUACUGCUCUCUUGUGUAUAGGAAUCUCACCACCACCACAUCCAUAUAUCAAUUUCCCCCUCAUAUUUUUCUCCUAUAAUCCUCAGAGCAUCCUGGUGAGGCAGAAGCGGGUGAGAAGAACAAGUUUUGAAAAAAUCAAGCUCUUGAAUAAAAAAAACCCUCACUGUU